This is a messenger RNA of Labeo rohita (rohu), 1270 nucleotides long. It is a transcript of the gene eva1bb, whose product is annotated as eva-1 homolog Bb (C. elegans). NCBI's taxonomy places the organism in Eukaryota, Metazoa, Chordata, Actinopteri, Cypriniformes, Cyprinidae. The record is from RefSeq and is a predicted model, not a curated record. Bases 366 to 878 code for a protein of 170 amino acids. The transcript is spliced from 3 exons.
CCAAACUGCUUUUCUACGGUCUGGUCCAGUGAGAGAGCCGCUGUGUAUGUGUGAGCACAGAGGGCUGCUUCUGCUGCUUCUCCUGAUGUCAGGCACAGACAUGUGUCAGUAGACAGACACAGAGAGAGAGAGACAAAAACUGUGUGUUUGGAGAUAAAGCACCUCUCAGCGUUUCGUGUUCCCACUUCAGCUGCCAGUGCAUGAGGUCACUGCGCCUCUGGAUACGGGACUCAUCUUUCCUCCACCAGGACGAUCUGGAUAGAAACAAUGGUUCGUUAGAAAAGGGGUCAAGCUGAAGGUCACAGUGAGAGAAAAUAGAGAAGAAAGCAAGAGAAAGGAAAAUCAGUCUGCCAGAUAAAGCCAACAUGAACCCCAUACGGAAAGACAUGGAGCUGCUAAGUAACAGCAUGGCUACCUACGCCCAUAUAACAGAGAACAUGGAGAGCUUCGCGCUGUACUUCAUGCUGGGUGUUUGUUCAGGUCUUCUGCUGGCCUUGGUCCUCCUCAUACUGGGCAUCGCCUGCCGACCGAGCUCAAAAACAAAAACAAAAACAAAAACAAAAACACCCUCCUCACCGGACAAGAAACGACUGAAAGAAUCUAGCGAGGAGGAGGAGGAAGACAAGGAAGAGGACCAAAGUGAGGAAGGGGAUGACGAAGACCUAGAGGUCCCAGUGGUUACUGUGAGCCCCAUGAGCGAUCAGACCCAGCUAAACGGAACCAUUAAGAGCGUAAAUGUGUUUGCUUCAGCAGAGGAGCUGGAGAGAGCCAGGAGACUGGAAGAGAGAGAACGGAUCGUCAGGGAGAUCUGGAGGAACGGACAGCCGGAUAUACUCGUCACCGGCACAGGCACACUUGGACGAGUUCACUAUCACUAGUAGUGUUUUUUCUACAGGACGCCGUUGUUUCAUGCAGAUAUGGAAUACAACAGGACAUUUAUUUGUGCAACAGAUUUAAAAUGGGAUGGAUUGAGCAUGCUCUUAAGUUUUUUUUUUUUAUAGUGAUGCUAUUAAAGAACCAUUUUGUAUUCCCCAAAGAACCUUUUAGUGAACAGUACUUAAAAUAACAAUUUGUGACCAUGGACCACAAAACCAGUCAUAACGGUCAAUUUUUUGAAUUUGGAGAUUUAUACAUUGAUACAAGCAGAGAAAAUAUGAUUUCCAUUGAUAUAUGGUUUAUUAGGAUAGGACAAUAUUUGGCCAAGAUACAACUAUUUGAAUAUCUGGAAUCUAAGGGUGCAAAAAAAAAAAAAAAAAAAAAAUUGAGAAAA